Messenger RNA from Salarias fasciatus (jewelled blenny), 5553 nucleotides. RefSeq names its product von Willebrand factor D and EGF domain-containing protein. Gene Ontology annotation, cellular component: extracellular region; cell surface. Gene Ontology annotation, molecular function: signaling receptor binding; calcium ion binding. The record is from RefSeq and is a predicted model, not a curated record. Gene Ontology annotation, biological process: anatomical structure development. NCBI's taxonomy places the organism in Eukaryota, Metazoa, Chordata, Actinopteri, Blenniiformes, Blenniidae. The transcript has 32 exons. The coding region runs from base 25 to 5478 and encodes 1817 amino acids.
CGGGUGUCUGACGGAGCUGCAGUCAUGACCAGCGGAGCGUUUGGACUUCUGGCUCUGGUCCUGCUGGUCCUGCUGGUCCCGGUGCUGCCGCAACUCUCUCCAGAAUGUUCCCCCGGGGGCCACCGGACCCUCCAGGACCCCAACCGCAGCGUGACCUUUGACUCCACCCACAUCCAGGACUCGGCCGUCCAGGACCUGAUCUGCGACCAGAGCCUGGAGCCGGGAUGGUACCGCUUCAGGAUCCGGGGCCGCAACGCCCAGAUGCCCACUUCCUGUGUGGAGAUGAACCGCUGCGGCACCCAGGCGCCGCUGUGGCUGUCCCUGAGGGACGCCGCCCUGCCGCCGCCCGGCCAGCGCCGCCGCCUCACCGCCUGCGCCACCUGGAGGUUCCACAGCGGCACUGCGGGGGACUGCUGCCUCUUCAGGAUCCCCGUCACCGUCAGCCACUGCGGAGACUUCCUGGUCUACUACCUGCUGCCCACCCAAGGCUGCAUGGGGUACUGCGCUCAGGAGGUUCCAGAUGUAGGACCCAGGUUCUGCCUGCAGGGGGAGACGGAACUCAACGGCCGUUGUCAAGUGUCCGUCCCGCCGCUGACGUCUCGUCCGACCGUUGCCGCGGAGCCGUCGGGCCAUGGCGGUGGCGUCCGCCUGCGCUGCUCCUUCGCCCCGCCCCCCUGGGGCGGCGGCCAGCCGCUGGGCUUCCACGUCGUUUGGGCAAGGCACGUCGGCCGUGGCACGAAGGCCGAGAUCCGGAGCGAGUCGACGGCGAGGAGCUUCGCCCUGGCCGAGAUGGACGGCGUCCGAUUCCGGCUGGGCGAGACGUAUUCCUGCAGCGUGUCGACGUUCAGCUCCGACUUGAGCCAAGGCAGGUCGGCGCCUAAAGAAAGCGAAAGGUUCUAUGCCGGGCUGACGUUUUCUCCAGACUGGCUGCAGAUCGCCGAGGACGGCGAGGAGCAGGAGGUGACGGUCCGCAGCACGGUGCCCAUCCCCUGCCUGGGAAUCGAACCGGGGAGCCGCUGCGGCGUCCCGCUGGAGCUCAACGUCCAAGACCCGGACGGUGGGGAGCGCGGCGCCCCCGACGUGGUGCUGUCGGCCUGCCGAGUGGAGCUGCCGCCCGAUGCCCUGGAGGCAAAGUUCCUCGUCGCCGCGGUAACCGACUUCAGGCGGGACGGGACCCGGGUCAGUCUGAUCGGAGCGGCGCCGGAGCCCGGGGCCCCCCGGCUCUGGAGGAGCUACACCCCCGCCAAGCUCAAGGUGACGGUGCGGGACGUCCCCACCUCGGUGUGCUACUCUCUGACCGGCCCUCACAUCGUCACGCUGGACGGCAGGCGCUAUGAGAACCGGCAGACGGGAACCUUCGUCCUCUACCGGAGCCUCUCCCGGGACUUCGAGGUUCACGCCCGGCGGUGGGACUGCGGCGGCGGCGGCCGCCCUGGUGGCGGCGGCUGUAACUGCGGCGUGGCGGCGCGGGAAUCGAACCACGUGGCGGUGUUCGACAUGUGCGACGGGCGGCCGCAGGAAACUCGCCCUCGACUCACCAUCAAGACGAUCGGCAGCGGAAUCCGGGUUCUAGAAUCCCACCAGGGGAAGAAGGUCACCCUGAUGUUUGAGUCCGGGGCCUUUGUCCGGGCCGACGUCGCCCCCUGGGGGAUGAGCUUGUCGGUGCGAGCCCCCGGGGCCGACUACGGUAAGACCAGGGGCCUCUGUGGAACCUUCGACCAGAACCCAGACAACGACCUCAUCGGUUCCCAUGGAGACGACGACGUCAUCGGUUCCCAUGGAGACGACCUGUAUGACUUCAUAGAGGAGUGGAGAAUCCCUCCCGGCGAGAGUUUCUUCGACCGUACGCCUCCUGAGGUCGCGCCGGAGGUCAGGCGACCUUUCUGCCGGUGCCCUAAAGGUCGCGGCGAGACGCCGACCCUCGGUGGUGCCCCCUGCUGGUCGCACGACGCUGUGGAUCGCACGUCUGUCUUCCCCUCGGUGGACACGACCGCCGAAUAUUUAGAUGGCGAGGACGAACUGCAAGGCAUUCUGGGUAAUCCUGAGUUCAAGCAGGUCUUUAUGACGGCGAGUUUCGGCGGCGAACCGGAGCGUCUUGCUUAUUUUUUCCCGGAGGAUCACUUAUCGGAGUCGAGGCGGGAAGUCACGCCGCCAAGAUGGCCGACGGCGAGCGGUCCGUCCUCGAGCAAGGCAUCGGAGAUGUGCCGGGCAGCGCUGGGGAACUGGACGGCGGCGUGCGGAGGGUUUUUGGGACGGCGGCUGGACGAGGCGGUGGAGAUGUGCGUCCGGGACCUUCGGGCAGAGGAGGAAUUGAGCAAGGCAGCGGCGGCGUUGAGGACCUAUCUGGAGAACGAGUGCGAGCGCAGGCUGGUGGAGGAAGGGGGGGCGGAGUCAGAGGAGGGGGCGGGGCUAACAGCGGCGGCCAUGACGGCGCUAAGAUGCCCCGAUCUCUGCAACGGGAACGGAGACUGUACCGAGACGGGAUGUCGCUGUCGCCAUGGAUACGGCCUCCACGACUGCAGCAUGGCCGCCAGCGGCCUGCUGGUCUCCGGUGUGCAGGACGGUGGAGUGUGUGACGUUCGGUCCUCAGACUGCAGCGCCGUGACGAUCUACGGCGUCGGCUUCACCGACUCGCCGGACCUGAGCUGUGAUGUCACCCGGCUGAGGCUCCUGAACCAGGUGUGGGUUCCCUCAGAGACCCAGAGGACCAGGGCCAGGUUCCUGAGCUCCUCGGCUCUGGACUGCAGCGUCCCGCCUCUGAGCGCUGGAGACCAGCCGCUCGCUCGCUGGGAGAUCAAGGUGGGCGGCGGUCCCUCCAGCAUUCUGCUCGUCCAUGACGGUUUGUGUCAGAACUGCCAGGAGGCUCCGACUGGACCCUGCAGGCUCAAGGACCAAACAUGCAGCAUCGACGGCUCGUGCUUCUCGGCCGGAGACUCCAAUCCCAGCAGCCCCUGCCUGGUCUGUGACCCAGACUCCGCCCCCUUCUCCUGGUCCCUCAACCCGGUCAACGAGCCGCCGGCGUUCCACCGGCCGCUCGCCGCCCUGCGGACGUUCGCCGGGGAGCAUUUCGUUUUCCAGCUGGCGGCGUCGGACCCCGAGGGCUCGGCGCUGCUGUUCCAGCUGGAGGAGGGGCCCCCGGGGGCCGCCCUGUCCCCGGCGGGGCUCCUCAUCUGGAGGGUCCCCACUGAGGAGGAGGAGGAGGAGGAGGAGGAUGAAGGGCGGCAGCGGCGGUUCAGCAUCACGCUGUCGGACGAGUGCGACGCUCAGAGCAGCUUCACGGUGGAGAUCUCCGUGUCGCCGUGCGGCUGCCUGAACGGAGGAACCUGCGUGACGGAUGUCAGCUUCCCCGCCGGCAGCGGGAAGUACCUGUGUGUGUGCCCCGAGGGGAGGCGGGGCCAGCUCUGCGGCGAGGGCGACGGCGAGUGGGCGGACUCGUGUCUGUCGGCGCCGUGCGCAGCGGGGGAGUGCGUCGCCACGGCCACCGGCUCAUACAGGUGCGACUGUCCGGCAGGCCUGAAAGGUCCGACCUGUGAGGACGACGAGGACGAGUGCGACUCAAUGCCUUGCUUCCCGGGAGUCGUCUGCUCCAACAGCCACGGCUCCUACAGCUGUGGCCCCUGCCCCAAAGGCAUGCUGGGUAACGGGACGUCCUGUACAGGUGCUGCCAGUUUCUGGACCACAUCUGCUCCUCGGCGCUCCUUAUACCAGGAUCCAGAUGUUCAGACACCGACUUCACAGAGCAAGACGCCGGGAAUCGAACCGGAGACCCCACAGGUGAACGGCACUGCGGCAGCGAAGACUGAGACGUUUGGAGGCGAAUCGGAAUCUACCGGAAACAUCAAACAUUCAGGAAACAGCAGAGAGACUCCAGGUUCCCCGUCCUCCAACAUGGCGGCGGUGGCGUCGUGCUCCAGCCGGCCCUGCUUCCCCGGCGUCCAGUGCAUCGACCGGAGGCCGCCGCACGUCGGCUACGUGUGCCGAGGCUGUCCGCCGGGACUGGAGGGCAACGGGAGGGUGUGUGUCAAGAGACACCGCCAAGCGUCCAAUCAGCUCCCUCAGCAGCAGACGCUCAGCAAGUCCAGCCGAACGCCGCCGGGGAGCAGAAUCUCCCUGCUGCACCUCCCGGAGUAUCCCAGAAUGCAUAGCAGCGUCAGACGCCCCUCCCCCGCCACGGUCAGGGCGUUGCGGGCGAACGCCCCACUGCGGCAAGCCGCCGCCCCGGGGAGGGCGGGCGGGACGGGCAGGAGGGAGGCGGUCACAGCGCCGUGGCCCCGGCUGACGACCCGUGACCUCCCGACCCCUCCCCGGCUCGCCGCCGUCCCGCCCGCCGCUCUGUCCGUCUCCCCGCACGAGUCGGAAUUCUCCGCCGACGGCGACGAGGAUGAAACGCCGUGGACGGUCCCGGCGGUGACGCUCACGCCCACGAGCAAGAUCCAGAUCCAGAUCGUUACGAUGGCGGGUAGCGAGCGGCGGGGGACCUGCGCCGAGCGGCCAUGUUUCCCUGGAGUCCUUUGCGAACCGGAGCCGGAGGCGGGGUUUCGCUGUGGGAGGUGUCCAAUGGGAUACGUCGGAGAUGGACAGACCUGCAGAGCCGUCUGCAGGCUCCCCUGUGGCAGGAACAUGCAGUGUGCCGCGCCGAACACCUGCCGCUGCAAGCCGGGAUACAGCGGAGACAACUGCCAGACAGCGCUGUGCGCCCCGCCGUGCCUCAACGGGGGAGUGUGUGUCUCCCCCGGAGUGUGUCAGUGUCCCUCGGGAUUCCACGGAGAGAUGUGCGAGGAAGCGCUGUGCCGCCCGCCGUGCCAGAACGGCGGCGGCUGCGUGGGACCGAACACCUGCUCCUGCCCCUACGGGUUUGUGGGUCCUCGCUGUGAAACCAUGGUGUGCAGUCGUCACUGCCACAAUGGAGGACGGUGUGCGUCUCCGGACGAGUGUGUGUGUGCGCCAGGCUGGACGGGGCCAUCCUGCGAGACAGCUCUCUGCACUCCCGUCUGUCUCAACGGAGGUGUGUGCGUCCGGCCAGAUUCCUGCCAGUGUCCUCAGGGCUUCUACGGCGCCCGCUGCCAGAAUGCCAUCUGCUCUCCUCCCUGUAAGAACGGCGGCGUCUGCAGGAGGAACAACGUCUGCUGCUGUCUGAAGGGAUACACUGGGGGGCGCUGUGAGCACAGUGUGUGUGAGUCGUCCUGUAUGAACGGCGGCCGCUGUGUGGGUCCAGACGUGUGCGACUGUCCGUCCGGCUGGCGGGGGACCAGAUGCCACCAGCCGAGCUGUCUGCAGAGGUGCCUGAACGGAGGGGAGUGCGUCGGUCCGAACACCUGCCACUGCCGCGCUGGGUGGCAAGGCACGCUCUGCCAGACCCCUGUGUGUGACCAGCAGUGUCCGUACGGCGGCCGCUGCGUCCGGCCGAACGUCUGCUCCUGCCGGGGCGGCCCGUCGGCGCCGCUCUGCUCCAGACCGCUCCCUGUCACUGGAGGCUGACGGCAGCAUCUGGGAACAUCUGGAGGAGGAGGAGGAGGAGGAAGAGCGGCACUUCACAUCUGCAACAUUUUACCC